UUGGAUUGACAUUUACUUUCAGGUUGUGUAUCUGGAUCAAAUGGCUUCUUUGAUGGACAAGUUGGAUCAGAAACGACAGGAAUAGAUCAUUACAGAGAACCUUUCUAUCACCAUUUGUGAUUUUGUGAUCACAUAGCUUCAUACGUGAACCAUUAGCGAUUCAUUUGUUUUGUACGUGUUGGUUAUUUACGUACAAAUUAAAUGUCAGAAUGACGAGUCUCAUCUGGCAACACGGCAAUAGGAAAAAAAGUUAAGACAAUUCUUGCACCCGUACAAUUAAACGCACAAUCUCUAGUCAAAAGAAAUACAGAUAUAUGCGUGCCAAAGCAUCUUGGAAUCAAUUUAAUUUGGCAAAUACUUGAGCUAUGUACAGAAGAUGAAAUGAUAUCAGUGGAAGAUUGAUGACUUUCAGAUAAACACAUUGUGAUGAUUUCUGAGAAAGAUAAACUUCGUUUUACAGUCUGAAAAAUACCUGGAUUUAAAUACCUCAAUGUUAAUAUAUAAUGCUAGGAACUGACAUUGGUGUUAAUCAAUCAGUAUGAAAUAUGUUCUGUGUAAUUUGAACAAACAACUCAUUAUUGCCUUUAAGGGACAAUUCCAAGACAUAUGUAGAACAGUCAAUGGCUAUAAACAUGCCAAAACAGACACUUGCUUUAUACAAGUUUUGAGAAAAAUGUAUUGAAAUAUAUUCAUUGAGCGGAAAAUCCUGCCUGUGACAUUUGAUUGUACGGAAGAGUAUGAUAGUUUAUAUUUUAACGCGGGAAUGAAUGUAUAAUGAAUUGCUGAUUAAGCCGUUUUCCAUUUCUACCUUCUUGCUGAUUCAUUUUUCAAAUCAGAAUGGAAAGUCUGACAGAGGAGAAUGUUACUAACAUUAAUGUAACGCUUUACGACAACAACCAAACGUGGUCUUUCUUUCCACCACCGCCUCCGGCGCCACCAAAAGACGUGUUGCUAAAUUUUAAAAAAUAUGCAUAUAUUAUUACAUGCGUAAUUGGUAUUAUUGGAAAUAUUAUCAUAUUUUUUGUAUUUACGAGGACCAAACUGAAGAAACCGUCUACUGCAAGGUAUCUAGCAGCUGCUGCUGUUGCUGACUCUGGUUUUCUGCUCGUUGUUAUGUGUGUUAAUCUUGAAGAGUUCUACAAGAUUCGGGUACACUCUGUGAUAGGACCUUGUCAACUGAUUACAUUUGGGGAUCAUGCUUUCUCCUUUCUGUGUAGAUGGUACCUUACGGCAGUCAUUAUUGAGAAAUAUAUUGGAGUCAUGUGGCCGCGCAAGAAAACUAAAAUGUGCACAGUUUUCCGAGCAAAAUGCGUUAUAAUUUCAUUAGCUAUUAUAAGCAUAGUGAGUUAUUUAUAUAUGACGUGGUUUGUAGGUGUGUACGGAGAUCCACCAGUCUGUAGGUUGUUCUACAGUAACAAACAAGUUUUAGAAUCAUGGAAAAUACUCACCAAAAUGGACUCGAUAGUUAACUUUGUAGUUCCAUACUUAACAAUAUUUUUAUUAACGUGCCUUAUUGCUUAUAGAAGUUGGGAAUAUCACAGAAGGUCAAUGACGGCAAGUGAGAGAUUCCUGCGACGAAGACGAGUAACAACUCCAGAAGACAAAGAAUUUAAGACUACACCAUUACUGAUUUUGCUAGCGAUGAGUACAUUGAUUCUUAGUAUUCCAAACAGCGCCAUGAGAAUUCUUGCAUUUUCUGACGAUUUUAGACCUACGGAGUCCACUAUGAUGAUGAUGCACCUUUUUCAUUAUUUUGUAGUUCUAAACAGUGCUAUCAAAAUUUGUAUCUAUUUGAUAGCAUCAAACGCGUUUGCACGUCAGCUUGGAAGAUCAUUUUGCAUGCUUAAAAGUGUCUUGAAAAAGUCUGACGAUUCGGAACUGCAAACGCGGCAUAUCACAGAAAAAAUGGACGGUGUUGCUAUAGAGGGAAAGGUGUGAAAUGGACAAUAUCUGUCAUAUUUUUUCCAAUACUUAUACUGCCUUGUUUUUGGAGUAAAUUAGACAAUCAUCCAAAACGCAGAUCAAAACAAUUAGAUAUACCUGAUAGAAACGAUGCACACAUUAGUUAAUUGCUACAGUCAUGUAUUGAGUAAUUAAACAAUAAAGAUUAUGGAUGUAAUAGAACAAACAUCAGUUUAUAGACCAUUCAUCUCCAAAUCAGAAGACAAACAUUGUUUAGAUGAACUGUGCUUACUACAAUAACAUGAAAAAACUACCCACGAUGUGUAACAAGUAUGAAGACGAGACAAAUGUUCCAAUAGUUUUUCUCUUUUUUUUUGCAUGAAAAUACAAAUAUAUUUUGCUAUCACCAUCUUUUUCUCUGGGACGAUACUUUGUCUAUGCGAUGGAAUUUUAGUUAUAUGUUACAUACAUGUAUUAGCAUAUUAAUUCUCUGUUAUAUAUUUCUGUAAUCUGUCUGAUAAAUUAUAUUAAAAAGAAAUUAAAGUAUUUCAUAAGAAAAUAACAACAUUAUGCAGUGGAACCUCCUGCUUUAGUUGCCCCCUAUCAAAAGUAGCCACUAGUCUUAAGGCAGUUUUGCACGUUCGGAUCGAAAGUUCUUCUUCAAUGUAGAAUUUCAUUAAACCCUGAUUUAUCAAAACUUCAGAAUAUACUUAGAAAAGUCAGCAAAUAAAAAGAUAGCGUCGUGUU
This is a messenger RNA of Mercenaria mercenaria, 2649 nucleotides long. Its product is annotated as somatostatin receptor type 2-like. Gene Ontology annotation, biological process: G protein-coupled receptor signaling pathway. The coding region runs from base 838 to 1938 and encodes 366 amino acids. NCBI's taxonomy places the organism in Eukaryota, Metazoa, Mollusca, Bivalvia, Venerida, Veneridae. The transcript has a single exon. The record is from RefSeq and is a predicted model, not a curated record. Gene Ontology annotation, cellular component: plasma membrane. Gene Ontology annotation, molecular function: G protein-coupled receptor activity.